Closterium sp. NIES-65 is the source of this 585-nucleotide messenger RNA. Lineage: Eukaryota; Viridiplantae; Streptophyta; Zygnematophyceae; Desmidiales; Closteriaceae. The record is from the annotation of a GenBank genome assembly.
AUGGGAGAAGAGGAGCUUGGUGCCUCUUUCUCGGUCGAGUCCUUCUUUGCCGAGGAAGCGGUUACUCCCGCUGUCUUUGCUCCGCCUCCCGCGAAGCGUGUCUGUGCUGCCGGCUCAUCCAGCUCUGCGCCUGUGGCUCCCCCUGCGGCCUCGGUGGUGCCGCAUGUCCCUCCGGUCAUGGCUCCUGCAGCCGAUCCCUCCUCGGCUGCGCCUCCUCCCUCAACGUCGACCCAGAAAGCUAAUCCUGUGGCCGCCCUCGCCAUCACCGGCCGGUACCAGCGCCUUCGGCGCAACCGCAAGAUCCUGCGCCUCCCUCGUCGCUCGUAUUGUCGUCACAUGCUUCAGUGGCCGUCGGCUGAUGACGCGAACCGGUUCAAGCAGCUCAUGCCGAUCACCUACCGCUUGUCAGAAGGGCCGACCGCAGAAAUCAAGGUCUACCAGGAUCCGGCUCCCGACUUCUCCGCGGCAAAGGCUCGUGGUGAAACAAUGCUGGUGUUGCGUAACGUGCCCGUGGGCUUUGCGGUCCACACGCUCCGUUCCCUCCUCGUGUCGAGCGCUUCGAACGGUGCUAGGUGGCUAGCCUAG